CAAAAUUCUCUCGAACUUUCUUCCCAUGUUUCUAUCUCCCACAAAACCAAAAAGUAUGACAAGAUAUUUUCUCUCUCUCUUCUUCACCGCUCCACAAUUUUCUCUCUCUAAAAAAACAACAACUAUCUUCUCUGUUUCCCAAAUUUACAGUUUUCUCCUCCCGCAAUUCGUUUAUAUCUUUCCCAUACCCCAAAUUAGUUUUCUUUUGCUAUGGCUUUCGUUUCGUUUUGAAAGCUUUGUUCAUUAGGAGGAGGAUCCAACGGUGAUGGAUCAAGAAGGAGGAGGAUCCAACGGUGGCAGUAGAUCUUCUUGCUAUUACUCUGUUCUUGGUAUUCGUAGUGAUGCCUCCUCCUCUGAUAUUCGCACCGCUUACCGCAAACUCGCUAUGAGAUGGCACCCUGAUAAAUUCGCUCGGAAUCCUACAACUGCCGGAGAAGCCAAACGACGGUUUCAGCAAAUUCAAGAAGCAUACUCAGUUCUAUCGGAUGAGUCUAAAAGAUCAAUGUAUGAUGCUGGACUAUACGAUCCUCUAGAAGAAGAAGACCAAGAAUUUUGUGAUUUUAUGAGCGAAAUGAUCUCAAUGAUGAAUAAUGUCAAAGAUGAGGGGGACAGUUUGGAGGAUCUACAAAGGAUGUUUGUUGAGAUGGUAGGUGGGGAUGGUAUGAACUUUGAUAUGAACCAAAAUCAGACGGCUGGGAAGAGAGGACGCUCAAGUGGAUCAAGAGGCAACGCAGCCAAGCGCAGCAAUCAUUGCCGCUAGCGUGGUGUACUUGAUAUAACCUUGACAACUGGGUAAUUUUUAGAAUCGAACAUCAAAUGGAAUAAAUGCUUAUGCGGGUCAUCUGAGUUAAGUUUAUGCAAAAACGGGUUGUGCUUCUGUUUGAUUUCUCCAAGAUGCUUGUCUGAUGGUUUGGUUUAAGUUUGCAAGGGUUUCUUUUUGAUUCAUUACUCAUUAGGGCGUGACUUAAACUGAAGGAGUAAACGGGGGUGAGGCCUAAAUUACUCACUUUUUUUUUUUAUAGGAAGAUUAACCUCUCUUGUUUAGGGGUAUUUACCUUUUUAAGAUAUCAACCAAUUAAAAUGUAAUAUACAACAUUAAAUGUCAAAUAAAUGAGUAAAUUUUUAUUUAA
Molecule: messenger RNA, 1130 nt
Organism: Medicago truncatula (barrel medic)
Lineage: Eukaryota; Viridiplantae; Streptophyta; Magnoliopsida; Fabales; Fabaceae
Product: dnaJ homolog subfamily B member 8
Exons: 6
Coding region: 266-760 (164 amino acids)
Source: RefSeq, a predicted model, not a curated record